UAGCAAUCAUCUGACCUUUGACACUUGUCGAACCACUUCUAUUCAGGGGCCGCUAACCCCUAAAGUCUGAAAACACCUAUUUGCUGCGCAGUCAUCCUCACGACUGUCUACAGUACAUUUCCAGCCAAGUUAAAUUUUCUCGCCAUGAAAUCCUUCGGUUCAGUGGUGGCGGCGGCAAUGCUGUUCGUGUGUACAGUUGUGGUCUGUCUAGUCUUAGUCAUGGACAGAGACACUGUGGAGUAUGGCUUUAACUCCGUCAUGAAGUCUUACGCUGCAUCUUCAAGACCAUUGGAGCCUUUAGUCGAGGUUGGAUCACGAGAACAACUGGAACGCCGUGAUGCCAACAUGACCGAAGUCGGUAGCAGAGGCGUGUGGCCUUACUUUGGAGCUGACUUGCCACCUAACAGGCCAAAGCUACGGACGUGCGCAGAUCCGGUCAAACACUUUGUCUUCAUCAAGACCCACAAGACAGGUUCCACCACAGUCUGCGCGUUACUGUACCGCUUCGGGGUCUCCAACGGGCUCAACUUCGUGCUUCCCCGCGUCCCCGUCAACGUGGGCUGGCCGUCCUACCUUCGGACAGGGGACUACAUACCACUGAAGGAAGGCAUAAAGAACUUCGACGUGCUUGCCGAUCAUACAGUGUACCACAGGCGGAUCAUAGACAAUCUUAUGCCGGCUGAUUCAGCUUAUAUCACGCAGUUGCGGCAUCCGUUGCAUCACGUCAAGUCAGUCUUCAACUGGUAUAACGUCCCGCGUCAACUCAACAUGGACACCCGCGGGAAGAACCCGCUAGAAGAAUUUCUGAAAGACCCUCUCAGAUAUGAGCUGCUGCAGAAACUCAUGUCGAGAGACAAGAAUGAUAAACAUCACCCUUACUCGUUUACUCGCAACUUCAUGUCCUUUGACUUGGGUUUUCCUCCAGGUUUGGCUGAAGACAUGGAGGCCGCGCAGGCCUACGUAGAGCGGUUGGAUCGGGAGUUCGACUUGGUUCUCAUACUGGAGUACCUCGACGAGUCGCUAGUCCUCCUAAAGCGCACCCUGUGUUGGACCGUUCUAGACAUCGUGUACAACAUCUUCAACGAAUCUCCAGGUUACCGGUUCAACAUUGAGUUAACGCCAGAGAUGGACGUUAACUACCGUGAAUGGAGUAAGGUAGACUACCUCCUGUACGAACAUUUCAAUACUUCUCUUUGGAACCGUGUGUCGGAGUUGGGGGACGAUUUUCUCCAAGAGGUGGCACAUUUUGUCACAGUGAAGAACCAAGUCAAGGCGUUUUGUGAGGACGGUAAGAAAGAUCAGCUGGUCAUUCCGGCGUCCAAGUGGGACAAUGACUUUUCUGUAGACCAGAAGUUCUGUCGCCUGUUUAAGACGACCAGAAUGUCGUUUUACAAAUACCUAGCGCCGCGUCAAGUCGACAAAGAACUCUUGAAUAAUUACACGUCGAAGGCCGGUGCACCCGGCAAAGGGGACAAGAAGAAACAGAGGAAAGAACAGAAACAGAAGUCAGGCAAAAUGCGAAAUAUUUUCGGUUGAACAGAUUAAAGAAGUGGAAACUGUUUUGAUAACAGUUGCCAAGUGAACUAGACCUAGUGCUUGAAUCUAAUCUAUCUCUAAUGUACCUCUGAUAAUCUACCUCUGUUAAUGCAUUAUAAACGUAAUCAUGUACAUUUUGUAGUGGUACCUAACUUCAACUUCCUUCACACUAAUAGACUUCUAAGUGUAAGGAUUUGUAACAGAUAUUGCUGAGCUAGAAUUUAACAAUGUGCAUGUAGAACAGAAUUUGUAAUAAAAAGUUACUUGAUAUUUGAAAGCCCAUGGGUAUGAUGCUUACUUGUGAUACAGAGGCUGGCUUGGAUGUUAAGAGUGAUGUACUUGUGUGAUUUGUGGAUGGGUAAAUAAAUCGACCGUACAGCGAGGACACUCG
Branchiostoma belcheri (Belcher's lancelet) is the source of this 1927-nucleotide messenger RNA. RefSeq names its product galactose-3-O-sulfotransferase 2-like. The transcript is spliced from 3 exons. The record is from RefSeq and is a predicted model, not a curated record. Bases 145 to 1536 code for a protein of 463 amino acids. NCBI's taxonomy places the organism in Eukaryota, Metazoa, Chordata, Leptocardii, Amphioxiformes, Branchiostomatidae. Gene Ontology annotation, biological process: glycolipid biosynthetic process. Gene Ontology annotation, molecular function: galactosylceramide sulfotransferase activity. Gene Ontology annotation, cellular component: membrane.